AAACUAAUUGAAAAACACACUUUCGAUAAUAAACACCAAAACGGGGAAUGGAUAAACUAUAUUUUCUAUAACAUUGCUGGAGGAGGGCUUUGCGUUAAAUAAUAUACACUCCGAGGACGAGAAAAGCUGUUGGCAGCCAGCUGUUGGAUUGUUCUUGCUCUCGCUCUGUUGAAAGAAAAUCGCAAUAAUGAGCAAUCAACUAGCUCGACGUGUCGGACAACUACAAAAAUUCCUUACGGUGUCCUCAACAAAUGCGGCAUCCACCCACAACAAUUACUUCACCUAUGUGCGUGAAUUGUCGCAUCCGAUUGCCCGAGAUCCGCCCAUAGUGUCCGUUGAGGAAGCUGUGUCAUGCAUUAAAUCAGGUGAUACGGUGUUCGCCCAGGGCGCUGCUGCCACACCGGUGGCACUCCUCAAUGCAAUGACCCAGCAUGGCAAGUGCAACAAAUUGGAGAAGGUUACCGUUUGUCAUAUGCACACCGAGGGACCCGGCGAGUAUGCCAAACCCGAAUACAAGGACAUCUUUCGCUCAAACUCCUUUUUCAUGGGUGCCAAUGUGCGAAAAGCUGUGGCCGAAGGACGAGGCGACAAUGUCCCAAUCUUUCUGCAUGAAAUUCCCCAAUUGUUCUACAAGAAGAUUGUCAAGCCCAAUGUUUCAUUGAUUCAUGUAUCGCCACCAGAUAAUCAUGGUUUUUGUUCCCUGGGUACCAGUGUUGAUUGUGUUCGUGCUGCCCUUCUCAACUCCAAUACUAUUGUGGCUCAAAUUAAUCCAAAUAUGCCGCGUACUUUUGGCGAUGCCAUCAUUCACAAAUCUCAUUUUGAUUUUGCUGUCGAGGUGAAUGAUAAACUGCCACAGCAUGGUACCGGCGAAAUCUCACCAGUUGAGAAACAGAUUGGCAAACUGAUUGCUGAGAAUCUGGUCAAGGACGGAGCCACCCUACAAAUGGGUAUCGGUAGUAUUCCUGAUGCCGUUUUGGCGGCUCUGCACAAUCACAAGGAUCUGGGUAUUCACUCCGAGAUGUUUGCCAACGGUGUGGUCGAACUAGUCAAGAAGGGAUGUGUUACCAACAGCAAGAAGAAGAUGCAUCAAGGUCGUAUUGUGGGCUCUUUCCUCAUUGGUGAUCAGCCGCUGUACGAUUUUGUCAACGAUAAUCCCUUCAUUGAAAUGUAUGCCAUUGACUAUGUAAACAACACCAGCAUUGUAAAGCAACAACCCCGCAUGACGGCCAUCAACAGUUGCAUUGAGGUCGAUCUGACUGGUCAGGUCUGCUCCGAUUCUAUUGGUACACGUUUCUUCUCCGGUUUCGGUGGUCAAGUAGAUUUCAUUCGUGGUGCUGCUGAGGGUAUCGAUGGCUUGGGUGUUCCCAUCAUUGCCAUGCCAUCGACCACUAAGAAUGGCGAGAGCAAAAUUGUUCCCACUCUUAAGCCAGGUGCCGGCGUUGUCACCUCCAGAGCCCAUGUCCAUUAUGUGGUCACAGAGCAUGGCAUUGCUUCGCUGUUUGGCAAGAAUGUGCGUCAACGCAUGUACGAACUCAUCCAGAUUGCCGAUCCCAAGCACCGUGAGGCCUUAGAGAAGUCCUGCUUUGAACGUAUUAAGGCAAUUCCCUCACCCAAUUAAGAAAUUGAAGAAAACGGAGGAGCUAAUGUGGAACAAAAAAGCAAUUUCAAUGCGUCAAAAUUAUUACAAAUAAAUCCCCAAACUGCAUUCCCAAAAAAUUGUCUUUUUGGAGUAACUUUAUAGAACUGCGAUUAUAACGAUGAUAUCCUUUUUUAGCAUUAACAAACCAAAUGGAAAGCCAACAAAUUGAUAAUUACAAUAAAAAACAAAUAAAGAAAAA
Molecule: messenger RNA, 1838 nt
Organism: Drosophila willistoni
Lineage: Eukaryota; Metazoa; Arthropoda; Insecta; Diptera; Drosophilidae
Product: 4-hydroxybutyrate coenzyme A transferase
Exons: 6
Coding region: 188-1618 (476 amino acids)
Biological process (GO): acetate metabolic process
Cellular component (GO): mitochondrion
Molecular function (GO): acetate CoA-transferase activity
Source: RefSeq, a predicted model, not a curated record